AUGUUUGCCUCAGUUUUUAUUCGCUACAUAUUUCAAACAAAUAUUCGUCUAAUUGUAUUUCGACGAUGGUUAUUUCUACAAGGAGUUAUGUUUGGUUUGAGAUCUAUUUCUAUUUACAUCACAUCACUCACUGUUCCUCAACCUGGCUGCAACAUUACAACGACAGAAGGUGAUGCUGGAAUGCAAGCUAUCUAUGUUAUGUUAACAAUUAAAUCAACGUGUGGCGAUGUUAUGUUCAGUGGACACACGAUGACAAUCACUCUGUGUGCAUUAUUUUGGACAAAUUAUAGUAAAGGUGAAGAAUAUAUUCCAUUUAUUUGGAUAUAUCGAAAAAUACGUCGUCGCAGUACCGCUGACAUUCAUUUACCAAAUAAUACUGAUGAAGAACAAAUUUCGUUUACAAAAUGGCAACGCUUUUGGCGCAGUUUUUUCUAUCCAAAACUAGAUGCUACAGGUGAUCCAAUGACACUCUAUCUCACAUCUUAUAUCAUUUGGCUUUAUGCUAUUACCGGCUACAUUAUCAUUAUUGCCACACGUUUCCACUACAGUGUAGAUGUUUUUAUCGGUUUUAUUAUUACUAUUCUUCUAUUUAAAACGUAUCAUUUCUACAUCAAAACUUUGUUGGAACGACGGCGAAUUAUAAUUUCACGAUUUUUCAUCUGGUUUGAAAGUAUUAUUCGCGAUCAAAAUAUUGUUGCACCAGAUGCCAGUGAUCAACAACAACUGGCCGGAGUGCCAGUCAGUAUUUUGACAGGGAAUGAUAAUCGACAAAAUUCUCAUAACGCUAAUUCAGCGUUUGUACUAUCCCCCGGAGAUGGACAACCUGUCUGA
This is a messenger RNA of Didymodactylos carnosus, 831 nucleotides long. NCBI's taxonomy places the organism in Eukaryota, Metazoa, Rotifera, Eurotatoria, Philodinida, Philodinidae. The record is from the annotation of a GenBank genome assembly.